Messenger RNA from Raphanus sativus (radish), 1080 nucleotides. RefSeq names its product peroxidase 36. Gene Ontology annotation, molecular function: peroxidase activity; heme binding. The record is from RefSeq and is a predicted model, not a curated record. NCBI's taxonomy places the organism in Eukaryota, Viridiplantae, Streptophyta, Magnoliopsida, Brassicales, Brassicaceae. The transcript has 3 exons. Gene Ontology annotation, biological process: response to oxidative stress. The coding region runs from base 4 to 534 and encodes 176 amino acids.
UCCAUGAACCCCGCAAUAGUCACUAGUCCCAAAAAACUCGAAAAAUAUCAAAUGGCAAAGCCAGCAAUGUGCAUUGUUCUCGUUCAAAUCUUCCUCGCUGCCUUAUUUCAUCUUUGUAUGAGUUCUCAAACCAAAGAAUGCACGGGCACAGCCUCUCUCCCCCCUCAGUUUUACGACAACUCGUGCCCCAAAGCACAAGCCAUUGUCCAAUCUUUCGUUGCCAAAGCACACUCCAACGACCCUCGCAUGGCAGCCUCAUUGCUUAGGCUUCAUUUCCAUGACUGCUUCGUCAAUGGAUGUGAUGGUUCUUUAUUAUUAGACAGUAGUGGAACCAUAGAAAGCGAGAAACGAGCAGACACAAACAUAGACUCUGCCCGAGGGUAUGAAGUCAUGGACGAUAUCAAGUCUGUCUUGGAAGAUGAAUGUCCUCAAACAGUUUCUUGCGCUGAUAUUCUGGCUCUUGUUGCUAGAGACACGACUGUUAUUACUGGUGGCCCGAGUUGGGAAGUAUAUUUAGGAAGAAGAGACGCAUAGGAAGCAGCAAGCUUGGUUGCUUCUAACAACAACAUUCCUCUUGUCAGCUCCACGUUUGAGACAAUUGUCACCAAGUUCAACGACCAAGGACUCGAUCUCACCGAUCUUGUGGCUCUCGUAGGUACUAUACCAAAGUUUUUUUUUUUUUGGGUGUCAUGGUAAGUGUAGACAUAUGAUUCGAUCAACUUUUUAAGUGUUUUUUUCUUUUUGAGAAUAUAUAUAGAGAUCAAUGACUUUUCUUGUUGAAGAGUACAUGUGGCGGCUCGCUUGUCGUUUUCAUGAUCCAGAAGAGUCAUUUUCUACCAUGGACAAAAGAGAACGUGUUUUGUCUUUAAUUUUCCCAAGAACACACACUAAGCUUCGUUAUUGGGUACACAUUACUAGUUUGAUUAAUACUAUCAUCAGAGUUUCUCUAUAAGGCCAUACAAACGGCGUGAUGUGCGUAACUUGUUGAAGAAGGAAAGAAUAGACUUGCUUAGACUACUUCUCUUGCUGGAUAAAAUGAUGACCAUCCUCAACAACCACAAUCGACAAGCUCAUGAAACA